AUGGUAACGAAAGAAACAAGUAUGAAGUGUCUUUCACUAUGCCUUCUUUUAAGCUUGCUGAGCUUCUCAGGGGCCGAUCUCGAGUUGGGCUUUUACGAAAUAACUUGCCCUAAUGCGGAAAAGAUCAUAUUCGAGUAUGUCAAGGAACACAUAUCGAAAACGCCAUCGUUGGCCGCCCCACUCCUUAGGAUGCACUUCCAUGACUGUUUUGUUAGGGGUUGUGAUGCUUCGGUUUUGAUCGAUUCCACGAGCAAAAAUAAAGCGGAGAAAGCGGCAUUUCCAAAUCAAAGCCUUCGAGGUUUCGACUUCGUCGACCGAGUGAAGAGUUUGCUCGAAAAGGAAUGCCCUGGUGUUGUUUCCUGCGCUGAUAUAAUCGCCUUAAUUGCGAGAGAUUCUGUUUUAGUCACAGGAGGACCCUUCUGGAAUGUUCCGACCGGACGAAGAGACGGGCUGAUAUCGAAUUCCACGGAGGCCUCGAACAACCUUCCGGCCCCGACAUUCAAUUUCACUUCCCUCCAAAGAUCUUUUGCUAGCAAAGGGCUAAAUCUAAAAGACUUGGUAGUGUUAUCUGGUGCUCACACAAUUGGAGUCUCGCAUUGCACAUCGUUCGACAAGCGCCUUUACAAUUUUACAGGGAAAGGCGAUCAAGACCCUUCGUUGGAUAAGUUUUACGCUUGGAAUUUGAAGAAGAACAAGUGUAAAUUCCUCAACGACACGAAAACUAUCGUCGAAAUGGACCCAGGUAGUCACAGGACCUUUGAUCUUGGAUACUACAAGCACUUAAUGCAAAGAAGGGGCCUAUUCCGAUCGGACGAAGCUCUUAUGACAAACCCUGUGACUAAGUCCUACAUAACUCAAAUUCUCAGUAGUCCUCUUGAAGAGUUCUUUAAAGAAUUCGCGUUAUCUAUGGAGAAGAUGGGGAGAAUUGAGGUUAAGACAGGAUCAUUUGGCGAAAUAAGAACAAAUUGCGCGGUUCGAAAUAGCUAAAUUUGUUCAAAUCAUUGGUUUAAGCAAUUUGAAUUUGUCGCUUUAGUGUAAAAGUUGAAAACUAGCUUGUUUCCAGGA
Messenger RNA from Ananas comosus (pineapple), 1065 nucleotides. Its product is annotated as peroxidase 3-like. Lineage: Eukaryota; Viridiplantae; Streptophyta; Magnoliopsida; Poales; Bromeliaceae. Gene Ontology annotation, cellular component: plant-type cell wall; plasmodesma. The coding region runs from base 1 to 987 and encodes 328 amino acids. The record is from RefSeq and is a predicted model, not a curated record. The transcript has 4 exons. Gene Ontology annotation, molecular function: peroxidase activity; heme binding. Gene Ontology annotation, biological process: hydrogen peroxide catabolic process; response to oxidative stress.